GUAGAAACACCCUUUGAGUCAGAUGUAUUACGUACGCAUCCCUGUUUAAAUGUAUUUAUUUUUUUUAAGUUAUAAACAAAAAUAAAAUUUGUUUUUAAUAAUUACCUGUUAUUUACAAUGGAUCUGAAUGAAGAAGACUGGACAGUGAAUUGUUCUGACGAUGAAAAAUACGAGGCUGAUUUAAAAAGUGAAUGGAUUCUUAAACCAGAUGACAUUAUGAAUUUAAUAGAAGGAAUGGAAGCAAAUAAUAGAAUUUUGGAAAUUGAAUGGAAAUGUCCGGGUAGACGUGGGCUUUCUCCUGUGCCUAUGAGCAAUCAUCAACAAGAUCCUAAUCUUCAAGAUUAUAAAGCCGAUGUAAAAUCAGAUUUUGAUUUCAUGGAUGAAAUGGCUUCUCCUCGUCUUCCAGUUCGACGAGUGGGAGAAAGCACGCCAAAAGGUAGUGCGAAAAAGAAAACAGCCAGUUUCAAUGGCGUUUUGUCGACAAUGUUACGUCAUCGUCGUUUAGAGCAACAAGAAAUAAAUUCAAGUCCCGCAAAAAGUGAACCAAGUUCGCCUGGAGUAAAACAACAAUUAAACAUGUGAAAUAUUCCUCUUUAACUAUGAAUGGAUUUUUUAUUUUCUCAUUCAUCAAAAAGAACUCGAUGUCCAAAAAAUGGAUAAGCAUAAUCACUUAUAGACAAUUUACCAAGGAUGUUAUCUUUUGCAAAAAAAAUUCCAGGUGAUAUUUUAAUCAAAAACAGAAACUUGUAUAAUAUAUAAAAUGAGUUUUUUCUUCAAUGAAUGAUGAAUAUAUAUAUGAAAAAUUUUUGGAGAAAGAGUGAUCGUGAAUUUUUAAAAGAAAUUAAGAUUCAAUUUUAUUGCUAAUGAAUUAUUUAUAUUAUAAAAUAGUUGUUUAUAUUUAGUUGAGUGUAUAGUUAUAUGUGAAAC
This is a messenger RNA of Leptopilina heterotoma, 927 nucleotides long. It is a transcript of the gene Pa1, whose product is annotated as PAXIP1-associated glutamate-rich protein 1. NCBI's taxonomy places the organism in Eukaryota, Metazoa, Arthropoda, Insecta, Hymenoptera, Figitidae. The transcript is spliced from 3 exons. Bases 118 to 582 code for a protein of 154 amino acids. The record is from RefSeq and is a predicted model, not a curated record.